Ascochyta rabiei is the source of this 3195-nucleotide messenger RNA. RefSeq lists its product as uncharacterized. The record is from RefSeq and is a predicted model, not a curated record. Gene Ontology annotation, molecular function: peptidase activity; protein binding. Gene Ontology annotation, biological process: glutathione catabolic process; proteolysis. Lineage: Eukaryota; Fungi; Ascomycota; Dothideomycetes; Pleosporales; Didymellaceae. Bases 1 to 3195 code for a protein of 1064 amino acids. The transcript is spliced from 5 exons.
AUGUCCGAGCAUCAUGGCUCAAGCUCUCCUGAAGAGACGUGGAGCGAGCACGAGUCUGCGUCCAUCACCUCCUUGGACGAUGGCGACCGCGUUGCUCCAGCCUACCCACACCUGAAAGAAGCGUCACCAGCGUCACCAGCGUCACUGCCAUCACGGCCACUGCCAUUACCAGAGCCACUACCAUCACCACGGCCACUACCAUCACCACGGCCACUACCAUCACCACGGCCACUACCAUCACCACGGCCACUACCAUCACCACGGCCACUACCAUCACCACGGCCACUACCAUCACCACAGCCACCACAGCCACCACAGCCACUGCCGUCACUGCACAAGCACGUCUCGCCCAUCUUCGACUUCGCGCUGCUGUCGGCGUGCAGCGGCCAAGGGAGGGCUGUCAGCAUGUGUCAGUACGGGCGGCCCAUGAUGUCGCAGGACACGGCAGGCAGCGCAAAGCGCACAAUGGGCUUACGAGGACUGCCGACCAGCCAUGAAAGGAGCACGUCCGAGUCAAGCGCAGUGGACAGGGACCGCCACAGGGACGGCGACGGGGAGGGCGACGGGGACAGCGACAGGGACAGCCGUGCGCCGGCGCUGUCGCAUCGCAUGAAGCACGACAAGUCGAUUCUCGCCCUGGCCGUGUCGGCGCAGUACAUCUUCGCAGGCACGCAGGGGGGCGAGAUACUGGUCUACAGCCUCGACACGUACGAGCGCCGGCGCGUCAUCCACGCCCACAGGGGCAGCGUGCUCGGCCUGUGUCUGUCGCACGACCAGCAGCUGCUCUUCUCGAGCGCCACCGACCCCAUUGUCAACGUCUGGUGCACCUCGGACUUCCGCCAUCUCUACGCCCUCUGGUCGCCCUACGACAUCGGCGACAUCUUCUGCGUCGCCUACUCGUCCCUCCACCGCACCGUCUACCUCGGCGCCCAGAACACGAGCAUACAGUGGUACGACCUCAAGGAGAAGGACACCCGCCCACGGCCCACCACCGCCUCGCACCCCUCGCAGCGCAAGAACAGGUUCUUCGACUCCCUCGGCCCCGGCGGCGCCCAGACACCCAAGCCCGUCGGCGCAGACGCCAGGCCACGCGACGCUGUAGGCGGCCAGGAGCUGCAGAUUGACAGCCAGGACAUCCGCCAGUUCGCCCACUAUGGCUACGUGCAUUGCAUGCUGCUCGGCAAGGGCAUACUGCCAGAGGCGCCGUCUGAACAAGUCCUGGUCUCGGGGGGCGGCGACGGGCGCAUCCUGCUCUGGCGAAUCGACCCGGCGCGAGGCGGCCUCCUCUCCAACAUCUGCGCGCUAGAAGACGGCAGAGAAGAGGGCGAGUCGAUACUGUCGCUCGCCCGCGAGGGCUCCUUCCUCUACAGCGGCCGCUUCGACGGCGAGGUCAACGUCUGGGAUCUCGAGACACGCCAGCUGGUCAGGAGCUUAAAGGCGAACACGGGAGACGUCCACACCUUGACACUGGGCGCGGGCGUGCUGUUCGCCGGCGGCAAGUCUGGCGUGGUGCACAAGUUCAACGAGCACUACGAGACCAUGUCGACAUUCAAGGCCCACACCGGAUUGAUCCUUGCGUCUGCAUACACCACCUACAACGACAAGCCAACGCUGGUCACCGGUGGCAACGACAACACCAUCGUCAUCUGGGAGGUGCGGGACUGUGCAGAGCCCGCAGCCGCUGCAAAGCGAAGCAACAACGAUCUCAUGGUCGAAUCUCUCAGUCAGUUCGUCAACUUCCGCACCGUCUCGUCGCUGCCCAAGUACCGUGCAGAUUGCCGGAGGGGUGCUUCCUACCUGCGCUCCGUGUUCCAGAACUUCGGUGCCGUCACGGAGAUGAUCAACACAAGCGAGCCGUACAACCCUAUCGUGUUUGCAAAGUUCAGAGGCAACCCUGCAACAGCGGCAUCGCGCAAGAAGAUCCUCUUCUACGGACACUACGAUGUCAUACCUGCGGAGAACGAGCACGGCAAGUGGAAGCACGAUCCCUUUGCACUCACCGGCGAGGGCGGCUAUCUGUACGGGCGAGGCGUCUCUGACAACAAGGGACCCCUCAUGGCUGCCAUCUACGCCGCGCAUGAGCUGGCCAACGAGCAGAGUCUAGAUGCUGACAUCAUCUUCCUCAUCGAGGGCGAGGAAGAGAGCGGCUCCCGCGGAUUUGAGAAGGCGGUGCAAGCGAGGAAAGAUCUGAUUGGCGACGUCGACUGGAUUCUGUUGGCCAACAGCUACUGGCUCGACGACCACGUCCCCUGCAUCACCUACGGCUUGCGAGGCGUCAUCCACGCCACAGUCCAAGUCGAGAGCGAGCACCCGGAUCUGCACAGCGGAGUCGACGGCAGCGCGCUACUCGAUGAGCCGCUCAAGGAUCUCGUUAUGCUGCUGUCCAAGCUGACGGCUCGCCACGGCAAAGUCCAAAUCCCCGGCUUCUACGACCCCAUCUUGCCUCUAGCGGAAGGCGAGAAGGAGCUCUACACCGAGAUCACACAAACGCUUCUUCGCAGCAAUCCCGACCUCGGCGACCCAGAGGAACUGGCGCAGUCGCUGAUGCGCAGAUGGCGCGAAGCCUCCCUCACAAUCCAUCGUUUCCAGACUUCCGGUCCUGAAAACUCCACCAUCAUCCCCCGCUUGGCAAAAGCAGCGCUCUCUAUGCGUCUUGUGCCCAACCAAGAAGCCUCCGAAGUAGCAUCGGCGCUCCAGUCCUUCCUUGCUGAUGAAUUCAAAGGCCUAGACAGCAAGAACAGGCUGUCCGUGACUAUCGACCACCAAGCAGAGCCGUGGCUUGGCGACUACACGAACGAGAUCUUCCAGACCCUGGAGCGAGCCAUCACCGACGUCUGGGCAACGACUCUCACCCCGCGCCGUCCAUCGACCGCAAACGGGCUUACCCAGCACUCCCCCCUCAUCCCUACGAAAUCGUCGCCCGCGACCAGCAACACGCUGGCCAACGGCUCGGACUCGGACCUCUCGCAGCCCGAGUCGUCGCCCACCAAGAUCAAACCCCUGUUCAUCAGAGAGGGUGGUAGCAUCCCCAGCAUCCGCUUCCUCGAGAAGGAAUUCAGCGCCCCCGCAGCACAGCUACCGUGCGGCCAGGCGAGCGACAGCGCGCACUUGGACAACGAGCGGCUGCGGCUGGUCAACUUGUUCAACAGCAAGAAGAUCUUCAAGCGCGUCUUCUGGGAGCUGCCGCGGAAAUAA